This is a messenger RNA of Heterocephalus glaber (naked mole-rat), 939 nucleotides long. RefSeq names its product olfactory receptor 1J21-like. Lineage: Eukaryota; Metazoa; Chordata; Mammalia; Rodentia; Bathyergidae. Gene Ontology annotation, biological process: G protein-coupled receptor signaling pathway. Gene Ontology annotation, cellular component: membrane. The record is from RefSeq and is a predicted model, not a curated record. Gene Ontology annotation, molecular function: olfactory receptor activity; G protein-coupled receptor activity.
AUGACAGGAGAUAAUCAGAGCAGAGUGUCUGAAUUCCUCCUCUUAGGGCUGCCCAUCUGGCAGGAAGAGCAAGACAUGUACUAUGCCUUAUUCCUGGUCCUGUACCUGACCACGGUGCUGGGGAACUUGCUCAUCAUCCUGCUCAUCAGGCUGAACUCCCACCUCCACACCCCCAUGUACUUCUUCCUCAGCCACUUGGCUCUCACUGACAUCUCUUUUUCAUCAGUCACAGCUCCAAAGAUGCUCAUGAAUAUGCUGACACAGAGUCAAUCCAUCUCUUAUGCUGGGUGUGUUUCUCAGGUAUAUUUUUUUUUAUUAUUUGCAGGUCUUGACGACCUCCUUCUCACCUCAAUGGCCUAUGACAGGUAUGUGGCCAUCUGUCACCCCCUACAGUACACCACCAUGAUGAGCCAGAGAGUCUGCUUCUUUCUAGUAACUGUGUCCUGGGUUUUGUCCUCUGCCAAUGCUCUUGUACAGACUCUCCUCCUAGCCCAUCUCUCCUUCUUUAGAAAUAACAGCCUCCCCCAUUUCUUUUGUGACCUCAGCACCUUACUUAAACUAUCUAGUUCUGACACCACUGUCAAUGAGCUGGUCAUUCUCACUGUAGGACUGGUCUUCACUAUUGUGCCAUUCAUGUGCAUUCUGAUGUCUUAUGGUCGCAUUGGGGCCACCAUCCUGAGAACUUCCUCAAUCAAGGGAAUUGGCAAAGCCUUGUCCACAUGUGGCUCACACCUGUCCGUGGUUUCUCUGUACUAUGGAACAAUUAUUGGGCUCUACUUUUUCCCUUCAUCCAGUAACACUAAUGAUAAGGAUGUCAUUGUAGCCGUGUUAUACACUGUGAUCACACCCAUGCUGAAUCCCUUUAUUUACAGUCUAAGGAAUCGGGAUAUAAAAGGAGCUCUUGUAAAUAUCCUUAGUAGAGGAACAUUUUCAGGGUAA